This is a messenger RNA of Eucalyptus grandis, 1961 nucleotides long. RefSeq names its product ethylene-responsive transcription factor ERF119-like. Lineage: Eukaryota; Viridiplantae; Streptophyta; Magnoliopsida; Myrtales; Myrtaceae. The transcript is spliced from 3 exons. Gene Ontology annotation, molecular function: DNA binding; DNA-binding transcription factor activity. The record is from RefSeq and is a predicted model, not a curated record. Bases 683 to 1630 code for a protein of 315 amino acids. Gene Ontology annotation, biological process: regulation of DNA-templated transcription.
UAUAAUUUUCGAAACUAUAUCUUCGCGAUUUCUUUACUCUGUUGUUCUCAAUCUUUACACGCCCCGUCUUUAAUGGCCUUUUGACCGCUUAGAAAAAGGUGCAGCGAGCAGCUAUGAACUAGCAGCAGCAGCAGAAGCAGCAGAGGCCAGAACUGGGAAGCGAGCUCCGAGACAUCAUCACAGCUUCAUCAGCACCGAGGGAGGCUGCGUUAGACCACGUCGGCCUAGUUCUUGACCGCUAGAGCAUUAGAGAGGUUGAACCGGGAAAAGGGUGGUUGAGUUUUGGGAUUUAUGUCGGCUGGUUUUGAGUUGGGAUCUACCGGGGCCCUACUUCAGCACUCUCUUUCCUCAUCGACACCUUCUUGUUCGGCCUAUGAUCUGUUUGUAACCACUACUUGCUGCACCCUCUGCUGCUUCUGGCAGAGGUUGAAUCUGGUCUCGUCCUCUGUUUCCAUGCGGUUGAGACCAAAAAGGAGCUGUUCUGGAGAGGAGUGUUUUGGGGGGUUUCACAUAAAGCCAUUUUCCAAUCCGGACUUGUUCUUGAUGGUCAUUCCUACAUAAACAAUUAGACGCCUUUGUCAUCUUUAGAGAACCACCUGCUUCCCUGUUUUUUAAUCGAAAAUUUUGCUUCUGUGGAUACUCGAGGGGUUUUUGUUGAGGGUUUUAGCGUUUUCCUCUGCAAAUGUCUGGCGCCUGUCAACCGUUUGACAAACGUUCUUUCCUCAAGAAAGUGAGAGAUUCCAGAAUGGUGAGGAAGAUCCGGGUGUUCUGUAGAGAUCCUGAUGCCACCGAUCUGUCGUCAAGUGAGGACGAAUCGGAUCAAAUUGAUGAGAAGCUCUUUGUUCGCCUCAUCGAUCUUCCGCUUCCUGUUGUGCACCCCCAUGUUAUUGACACCGAAUGUUCAUCUCUAGAUACCAUUAGUGAUGUCAAGAACCGUCAUAAGAAGAGAAAGCUUAGUCAGAAAGGUGAUCUAAUCUCAAAGAGAAGGCCGGCAAAUUUGCGGUACAAGGGGGUCAGGCAAAGGAAAUGGGGCAAAUGGGCUGCGGAGAUCAGGGACCCAUUUCACCGGGGAACUCGAAUUUGGUUGGGCACUUACAACACUCCCGAGGAGGCUGCUAAGGCUUACGAGGCUAAGAGGCUUGAGUUUGAAGCUUCAGUCAAGGCCUCCUCUGAUGAGAAGAAGACGAAAACCCCCUCUCCAGAGACCUCUCUGUCCAUGAACAAACCUGUGGCUUCAGGAAAUUCGGAGAGUGCAUCCUCACGCACCUCCCCAUCAUCCCUCCUCGACUCAGGCACGUCAGCCUCAAAUGCCUCUGAAAGCUGUGAUGUUUCGACUGAGAGAAGCAACAAGCAGCAAGCGCCCGCCCAAAUUGCAUGUGUGGAGGAGAUACUGAUGCCCAGUGAAGCUGUGCAGGACUUUAGCUUGGGAAACGACUUUGAUAUGCUGUUCAUGGAUGACUUCGGGCAGCUCGUGGAUGAUUUUUGUGGAACAGAUGACUUCCAAAUGUUCGGAUUUGGAAAUGAGACGAGUGAGCUGCUGCCUGAUUUUGACUUUGACAUUGGAAACGACGAUCUCGGUCAUUGGAUGGAAGAACGACCUAUUAAUAUUGCCUGCACCUCAGUUUUGUAGCUAGGAAUCGGUAUUAUGGAUGUGUUUUAGAAUAUGCUUGGAACUCUAAUUUGAGCUCUCGAGAGGAGUGUUUAUUUUUAUUUUUUCCCCUGUUAAUGAAUUUAGUUUAAUUUGUUUGUGGAGUCUUGGAGGGAGAGAGGGGGAGAGAGAGAGAUGAGAAGGAUGAAAGCAAUUUUGUAAGGUGAGGAUCCUUUGGGUUUUCUUGUGCCAUGAGAGCCGUCCAAAGGUUAAUGCAAAGUUUCUAAGACGAUGUUGUUGCUCUUUGUCCUGGCAGUGUAUUGUUUGCUGUACUGUGAUACCCUUGUCGUAAUGAAGAAGGGUUUUUGUGCUU